UCCGGGUAUAAGUAACGCACGGGAUUGGGGCUUCCAACGUCUGUGGGACAUGUGCGAGUUUAGCCCAAAAACACUUCCUCCCCUACAAGAACCACCACCCGCCAGAGGAAGGUAAUAGGAGACGAGCAGAGGCCCGGGGAAGUGUGGCCUGCCAUGGAUAAAGUCGGUAAAGAUGUUAAGACCAACCCGGCAGCCACGGCUAAUAUUUUCUCCAAGAUAUUUUUCUGUUGGCUCAACCCCUUGUUCAGCAUUGGAUACAAGCGAAACCUGGGGGAAGAUGACAUGUACGAAGUGCUCCCCGAAGACAGAUCCCAAAUUCUGGGUCAAGAGCUGCAGAGACAUUGGGACCAGAAUGUUCAGAAGGCCACCAAAGAAAUGCAGUCUCCCAGUCUAUCCCGAGCCAUCAUCUGCUGCUAUUGGAAGUCCUAUGCAGUGCUGGGCUUCUUCACUCUGGUGGAGGAGGUGAUCAAAGUGGUGCAGCCAGUUUUCCUGGGCAAGAUAAUCCAAUACUUUGAGAGUUAUGACCCAGAGAACACUGCAGCCUUCCACUCAGCUCUGUGCUUCGCCGCAGGGCUGUCUGUCUGCUCCAUCGGCCUGGCUCUCAUACAUCAUCUUUACUUCUACUAUGUCCAGAGGACAGGCAUGAAAAUCAGAGUAGCAAUGUGUCACAUGAUCUACAAAAAGGCCCUGUGUCUGAGCAGUGCAGCCAUGGGAAAGACCACCACAGGUCAAAUUGUCAACCUCCUGUCCAAUGACGUCAACAGAUUUGAUGAAGUGACCAUUUUCCUGCACUUCCUGUGGGUUGGGCCACUGCAGGCGGCUGCUGUGGUAGGGCUGCUGUGGGCAGAGAUCGGCCCCUCGUGUCUGAUUGGUAUGGUGGUCCUUAUGUUCCUCAUGCCCACACAAACCAUGUUCGGGAGACUCUUCUCCAAGUUUAGGAGUAAAACUGCAAUUUUGACGGACAGCAGAAUCCGUACGAUGAAUGAGGUUGUGUCAGGGAUGAGAAUCAUAAAGAUGUACGCCUGGGAGAAACCCUUCGCUGCUUUAGUCUCUGAUCUAAGAAGAAAGGAGAUCGCUAUGACUUUGAAGAGCUCGUACUUGCGUGGACUCAACAUGGCAUCCUUCUUCUGUGCCAGUAAAAUCAUCUUGUUCUUCACAUUCACCGUGUACGUGCUGCUGGGAAACACGCUGACAGCCUCUCGUGUGUUUGUCACUGUGUCUCUGUACUCUUCUGUACGCCUCACCGUCACGCUUUUCUUCCCCAACGCCAUCGAGAAACUGUUUGAGAGCCGAGUUAGCGUGCGCAGGAUACAGGAGUUCUUACAACUCGAUGAGAUCCGCCAAGUGAAUGCUGUUUUGCACGAAGAGGAUGAGAAAAGUGCGUCUGUGGAUAUUCAAGACCUGACGUGCUACUGGGAUAAGUCUCUGGAUGCUCCAACUUUACAAAAUGUAUCUUUGAAUUUGAGUUCGAAUCAGCUGUUGGCUGUGAUUGGACCAGUGGGAGCAGGAAAAUCUUCCUUGCUGAGCUCUAUUUUGGGGGAACUGCCCAAUGAAAAGGGAAUGAUGAAGGUCACAGGUCAACUGACGUACGCCUCUCAGCAGCCCUGGGUCUUUCCUGGGACCAUUCGCAGUAACAUUCUGUUUGGGAAAGAUCUGAACCCUCAGAAGUAUGAGAGAGUCCUGCGAGCAUGUGCGCUCAAGAGGGACCUGGAGCUGCUGCCUGAUGGAGACCUGACUGUCAUCGGGGACAAAGGAGCAACUCUUAGUGGGGGUCAGAAGGCUCGCGUCAAUUUGGCCAGAGCCGUGUAUCAGGAAGCAGACAUCUACCUCUUGGAUGAUCCUUUAAGUGCUGUAGACGCUGAGGUCGGGAGGCACCUGUUUGAGCAGUGUAUUUGUGGGCUGCUGAAGAAGAAACUUCGUAUUCUGGUCACUCACCAGCUCCAGUAUCUGAAAGCUGCCGACCAGAUCGUUGUCCUUAAAGAGGGUCACAUGGUUGCCAAGGGGACUUAUACUGAGCUGCAGCACUCGGGGCUGGACUUCACGUCUCUACUGCAGGUGGAGGACGAGGAGGAGCCUCAGACACCUGCUCCAGAGACACCGUCCCGGAGCAGAACCCUGUCCCAGAACUCUGUGAUGUCCCAGGCCUCCGAUGUGCACUCGGUCAAAGAUGGAGACCAGCUACCGGUGGAGCCCGUUCAGACUGUGGUGGAGGAGAGCCGUGCCCAGGGGACCAUCAAAAUUAGCCUCUAUGUGAAAUAUCUCAAAGCUGGAGCCAGCUUUCUGGUCCUAGUGUUCAUGCUUUUCAUCAACCUGCUGGCACAGGUGUCCUACAUCAUGAAUGACUGGUGGCUGGCUUACUGGGCUAAAAAACAGGACGAAGUGACCAAUCAGAAUGUGACUGUGACGAACAGGACCCAAGAGCUGGACAGAGACUUCUACCUGGGGAUUUAUGGAGGUCUGACGGCUGCCACCAUCCUCCUGGGCUUCUUUAGAAACAUCCUCAUGUUUUACAUGUUUGUGAGCAGUGCUCAGAAUCUGCACAACCACAUGUUUAAGGCCAUCCUCAGGACUCCAGUGCGCUUUUUCGACAUCAACCCCAUUGGGAGGGUUCUGAACAGGUUUUCUAAAGACAUCGGCCUGCUGGAUACUAAUUUACCAUGGACCUUCAUAGACUUUCUCCAGUUGUUUCUCAUGAUUCUUGGGGUUGUUGCCGUGGCAGCCUCUGUCAUACCCCUGAUCCUCGUCCCAGUGGCAGUUCUGUUCGGGGUAUUCAUCUACGUCCGACGCUACUUCCUACGAACAUCCAGGAACAUCAAGCGCCUCGAAGCAACAACUCGCAGUCCUGUCUUCUCUCAUCUUUCCUCCUCUCUUCACGGGCUGUGGACAAUCCGAGCUUUUGGAGCCACAGAGAAGUUUCAGAAUAUUUUUGAUGCUCACCAGGACUUACACUCAGCUUCCUGGUUCCUGUUUCUCACCACAUCUCGCUGGUUUGCUGUCCGCCUUGACGGCCUCUGCGCCAUCUUUGUGACUGCCACCACUUUUGGAUGUCUGCUACUUGGAGACCGGCUGGAUGCCGGUUCAGUUGGUUUAGCCCUGAGCUACGCUGUCACUCUGAUGGGCAUGUUCCAGUGGGGUGUCAGGCAGAGCGCAGAAGUGGAAAACAUGAUGACCUCAGUGGAGAGAGUGGUGGAGUACACAGAGCUGACAAGUGAAGCACCAUGGGAAACUAAGAAGAAGCCUCCUCCCGAUUGGCCGAGCAAAGGCCUGGUGACCUUUGAUGGGGUUAGCUUUUCCUACAGCCCUGAAGGCCCCGUGGUGCUACACAAACUCAAAGCCAUGUUCAGACCUCGAGAGAAGGUUGGGAUCGUGGGCAGGACGGGGGCUGGGAAAAGCUCUCUGGUGUCUGCUCUGUUUCGUCUUUCGGAGCCAGAGGGAAAGAUUUACAUUGAUGGAGUCCUUACGUCAGAGCUCGGUCUCCACGACUUGCGCCAGAAGAUGUCCAUCAUUCCUCAGGACCCUGUACUGUUCACUGGCACCAUGAGGAAAAAUCUGGACCCCUUUAACCAACACACAGAUGAACAACUGUGGACUGCACUCGAGGAGGUGCAGUUGAAGAGUGUGGUGGAGGAUCUGCCCGGGCGUCUGGAGACUGUCCUGGCUGAGUCUGGCUCGAACUUCAGUGUGGGCCAGAGGCAGCUCGUGUGUUUGGCUAGAGCUGUUCUCAGGAAGAACCGCAUCCUGGUCAUCGACGAGGCCACAGCCAACGUGGACCCCAGGACGGAUGAGCUCAUCCAGCAGACCAUCAGAGAAAAGUUUAAAGAAUGCACUGUCCUCACCAUCGCACAUCGCCUCAACACCAUCAUAGACAGUGAUCGCAUCCUGGUUCUUGAAGCAGGACGAAUCAGUGCCUAUGAUGAGCCCUACACUCUGCUACAGGACCAUGAGGGCAUAUUCUACAAAAUGGUACAGCAGACGGGCAAACAGGAGGCGCUGGCUCUACUAGAAGCAGCUCAACAGGCCUACAACAAACGGAGUCGUCCAAGCAUUUCAAAUGGACAUGCGAUGACAGAAGACGGGAGCCUGGUCAUCUUUGAAACAGCACUAUAAAGAGACUGUGUGCAGAGACUGGUGCUACUGUCUACAGAGGCGAAGCUAGCCUGUGGGCCUGUUCAGUCUGCAAUACUACUGCUGCUGUUGUUUAGGACACUAUUUAUUUUUCUGUACAUAUAAAAUUGUAUUGCAUAUUAUCCAAACGCUACCUGCCAGUGCCUUUGAAUCAGUUUAUAAUGUAGACAGACUUAAGGUCUUUUAAGUGCUAAAAACUUCAAGUGCAAUUGUUCUUGUAUACACUAUUUUUGCAAUUACAGUAGGACUUGUUAAAUAAGCAGUGUUGUCUUAUUACAAAAGGAAAGCAGUACUUACAGAGAAAAGCAAAUGAAUGUCAUGCCACUCAGCCAACAGCCUGGGGGCGCUGUGGGUGUGCAGCCUGUUAAAGAGCAGUGUCUUAACUUAAAGUACUACCAGGUCAAAGUUCAAGUUACCUUAAGCUCACCUGUCUGGCUGAUUCCAUGAGAGCAGUGGUUUCAGCCUGACCCAGCUGCUGUACCAUCUUAAAGAAAGCUCCCUCUGUGUUCUGAAGAAGUGCAAAGGGGCUGUCUAAUUCCUGGAUCACUCCGUUGUCCAGCACCUUAAAGGGUUCAAGAGCCAUAUUUAGACACACAAUGUAAUCUCUAUGGCAUUAUGUUUAAAAUAAAAGUACUUUGAAUGUAA
Molecule: messenger RNA, 4770 nt
Organism: Boleophthalmus pectinirostris (great blue-spotted mudskipper)
Lineage: Eukaryota; Metazoa; Chordata; Actinopteri; Gobiiformes; Gobiidae
Product: ATP-binding cassette sub-family C member 4-like
Exons: 31
Coding region: 154-4107 (1317 amino acids)
Biological process (GO): transmembrane transport; monoatomic ion transport
Cellular component (GO): plasma membrane
Molecular function (GO): chloride channel activity; ABC-type transporter activity; ATP binding
Source: RefSeq, a predicted model, not a curated record